This is a messenger RNA of Vicia villosa (hairy vetch), 1092 nucleotides long. RefSeq names its product ribosomal RNA-processing protein 8. The transcript has 2 exons. Gene Ontology annotation, molecular function: methyltransferase activity. Bases 254 to 1063 code for a protein of 269 amino acids. The record is from RefSeq and is a predicted model, not a curated record. Gene Ontology annotation, cellular component: nucleolus. NCBI's taxonomy places the organism in Eukaryota, Viridiplantae, Streptophyta, Magnoliopsida, Fabales, Fabaceae.
UCACAUUUUGGCCUCGAAGGGCUGCUGUAUUUGUUAGUUUGUGUUUGCUUCUUCUCCCUUUUGGUUUAACCUGGCAAAUCUGCAUGCAGCCGUCGUCACUGCGAUUCAAGCACACAGUCGGUGAGAAACUCAAAUUCAACAUAUUCUUUGCCAGUAGCUGCACGAAGCAUUGAGUAGCAUUAGUUUUGGGUGUAAGAGAAAGAAAAGGAAGAGGAGGCUGAGUUUUGUCUAAAAAGAAAUUAGAACUGUUGCAAUGACCAACAAAAAGCGAAAGAGACACAGCAAAAAUGAUGCAUCGAACAAUAACCAGAAAUCAACAAGUAACAAGGAGCAAAAGAUCACAUCACCUUCUACUACUAAGUCUACAAAGUCAAAUGGAUCUUCCAGCUUUCUCGAAAAGAUGCGAGCAAGGUUGUCUGGUGGUCACUUUAGGAUGAUUAACGAGAAGCUCUACACUUGCACCGGGAAGGAAGCACUUAAUUAUUUCCGGGAAGAUUCAUAUCUAUUUAACUUGUAUCACGAAGGGUACAAAACACAAAUGUCGAAUUGGCCAGAAAAACCAGUUAAUGUUAUUAUUAAGUGGCUGAAAAAACAGAACCCCUCUUUUGUUGUUGCUGAUUUUGGUUGCGGGGAAGCACUCAUUUCCAAAAGCGUGAAGAACACCGUCUUCUCUCUAGACCUUGUCUCCAACAAUCCCGAUGUAAUUGCUUGUGACAUGGCAAAUACUCCACUAGACUCUUCCUCUGCUGAUGUUGCUGUGUUUUGUCUUUCAUUGAUGGGAACCAACUAUCAAACUUACCUUGAAGAAGCAUACAGGGUGCUGAAGCCAGGGGGAUGGCUUUUGAUUGCAGAAGUAAAGAGCAGGUUUGAUCCAAAUAAUGGAGGAGCAGACCCAGAGAAGUUUUCAAAGGCUAUUUCCGAGCUAGGAUUUAGCUCUGUCAAAAGCGACGUAUCAAAUAAAAUGUUUAUUUUGUUUUACUUCACAAAAAAGGGAAAGCAAAAUUCUAAAAGGAAGGAAAUCGAAUGGCCAUCACUUAAACCUUGUUUGUACAAGCGUCGUUGAGAGUAGUACUAUUUUAUUUUAGAUUUUUA